AUGGAGUCGGCUCAACUACAGGAGAAGGCCUCCAAAGAGAGCCGCCAGCUGAAGCAAAGAGUGGAAGUGCUGGAGAAGGAAAACUUGGCGCUGAAGAAAUCUCUAUAUGAGCUAUCCACGCGUUUCAACCUCGUUGCACAUAAAACGUCGCCGUUUUCGCUGGAUUCAUUGGAAGUCUAUGAUCCAGCAUUCCAAUCGGCAUUAGAUGCCACUAAGCCAUCCACCGGGGAUGAUUCGGAGGUCUUCGGAGGCGUAUCUCGGGAUGGCAACAAAGAAGGCCGACAGUUUUACCUGAAGCAUGAUUUGAAGGGACACAAAGGGGCUGUUUAUUCGGUACAAUUUUCCCAUUGUGGAAAGUUCGUCGCGUCUGGUUCCUUUGACAAGACUGUCAGGAUAUGGGAUGCGUCCACGACGCAAAAAGAGAUUCAUGUCCUGCAAGGUCACACACUGAAUGUCUCCGAUCUGUCAUGGUCGAAGGAUUCGACAGAACUGUUAUCGGGUGGAUACGAUCAGACAUGCAAAGUAUGGGACGUGAAGAAUGGCAAGCUUGUUGGGUCCUAUAAUAGCGAGGGUUUCGUUCAGUGUGUCAUGUUCAAUCCACAAGAUCAAAACAUAUUCCUCAGUGGCACAUCUCGAAAUGCCCUGUGCAUGGUUGAUAGACGGCAGGGCGAUAACGUGACGACUUGGGAGAACGAUGCAAUGGUUAACUCACUAUAUGUAUAUCGCGAUGCGACGUAUGUGCUCUCCGGAGAUGCUGCUGGACAGCUGAAGACGUGGGAUGUACGGACAGGCAAAUGCGUGCAAGUCAUUGCAAAUGAGCCUACGCGGAAACCGAUUUCGCAUGUGACAGUCUGCUAUAACGACGGAGAUGAAGAGCCCCAUCACCUGGCGGUGAACUCAUAUGACAAUGUCAUAAGAGUAUACGACCGAGGGUAUACACCUCCAUCCAGUUCGUUGAGGUUGAUGCAUGCCUUGAAAGGGUACAAGAACAAGAACUGGCCAAUCAAGAGUUCGUUGUUCCUGUUUAGAGAGACGAACCCCCUCCUCAAACGCGGUGACAGUCAAGAAGAUAUAUUCUCGAAAACUGACGUUCGUGGCGCCCAUCCGGACCCUGACCACCAUCACCAUCAUGCCCGAGGAGACCCCUCCAAUAGUUCAUCUGGCGGGAUGCUCCUCGCCACCGGUUCAGCCGACCCGUUCGUGUACGUUUACAACGUCGGCGGACCGGAGGGGACAUCGGAACUGGUCCAAAGACUGUCUGGGCACACAGACAGGGUGUAUGCGGUCGACUUCCACCCGACCGAGCCAAUACUGGCUUCUUGCUCUGCGGACUUUUCGGUCAAGAUUUGGUACAGUGGGAAUGGCAAAAAGAAGAAGUCUUGA
Molecule: messenger RNA, 1383 nt
Organism: Fimicolochytrium jonesii
Lineage: Eukaryota; Fungi; Chytridiomycota; Chytridiomycetes; Spizellomycetales; Powellomycetaceae
Product: WD40-repeat-containing domain protein
Exons: 10
Coding region: 1-1383 (460 amino acids)
Molecular function (GO): protein binding
Source: RefSeq, a predicted model, not a curated record